CACCCGCUCGUUAAUUUUAUCUAUCUUUUUCUACUUACUGACGUAACGUAGUUGUUAAUUAUUGUCAAAAUGUCAAAGUUAAUGAGAAUGACAUUUGACACGACGAUGUAUUGAUAAAUAUGUCACAAUUAUAAGGGUCACUUUUUACAAAUCCCUCCCGUCUAGUCUAUUGAUAAUCCACAUGUCUCACGCUACAAUAAAAAUGAAUCCAAGUAGUGGUAUGUGUGAAAGUUUGAUAACUUGGUUCCAAAGUAUAGUGCCAAGUAGAGCUCGAAAUAUUGAAGAAAUAUGUGAUGGGGUUGCAAUGUUAGAAGCUUUAAUACAAAUAGCACCAGAACACUUUAGGAAAUUAGAACCAAAAAUUAAGAGAGAUGUUAGUUCAAGUUGGAGGCUGCGUGUCAGUAAUUUGAAAAAAAUUCUUGAAGCUGUUACUGAAUACUAUCAGGAUGUUCUCACUCUCCAACUGCUUGAAGAUGGGCGACCUGAUGUGACUGAAGUUGGGGCUAACAAUGAUCCUGUGCAAUUAUCCAAGCUUUUACGGUUAAUUUUAGGAUGUGCAAUAAACUGCGAGACAAAGCAAGAAUAUAUCACAAAAAUAAUGGACAUGGAAGAAUCCGUCCAGCAAAACAUAAAACAGGCAAUUGAGCAACUUGAUUUGGUGACUGGUGGACGUUCUGGAAGUCUUUUAAUCCUUGACAGUGAUACAAGAGUGUCUCAACUAGUUGGAGAGCUGGAGGUUGCAAAUGAAGCUAAAGAAACCUUGAGUCAACAGUGCCAACAAAUGGAAACUCAACUUCACAACCUCUUAGAAGAAAAUCAAGCUUUGCUUGCUGAAAAUCAAGCCCUCAAAGACAAAGAAAGUAAAAGUUCAGAUCUCAGAAAACAAAAUGAAGAACUUAAAGAGGAGCUUUUCAAGGCCGAAGUGAUGCGAGACGACUUCAAAGCGAAAAUCACCGAACAACAAAAGCAGAUUAAAGCAAAUCAAGAGAAAAUCGCCGAAUUGCAACUAGCUGCAAACGACACUUCGCGAUUGAAAGAUGAAGUAGAUGCUCUAUCAGAAUCAGCCGCUAAAGUCCAAAUACUUGAAGCGAAUUUAGCGUCAUAUAAGAAAAAAUUAGAAAAAUACGCCGACGCUAAGAAAACGCUCCAAAAACUAGAAGAAAAGAACAUGGAGUAUUUGCAAAAAAUCCUUGAACAUGAGGAGGAACUUGCGAAAGUUACAAGCUGGAAAAGCCAAUGUGAAACCUACAAGAAACAACUUAUGGAAAUGGAACAAAAACUGGACGAAGAGACGCAACGAGCCGACAAGGCCCAAUUCAAUUGUGAAAAACUUGAGAACAAGUUGGUCGCUCUUCAAGGCGAAAGAGAACGGAUAAUCCAAGAGCGAGACGUCCUUCGUGAGGAAAUGGAUGAACUGAAACUCGGCCAUCCGAAAAAGGAGACAGGAGCCGCCAUGGCGCAAGAACUCACCCCCACUGAAAUGAAAGAACGGCUCCGGUUCUUAGAAAAAGAAAAUAAAACCCUGCGCACUUCUCUACAAGAACACGAAGCGAAUCAAGCUCUUCUGGAGAGCGCCUUGGCCCGUGUUGAAAAACUCCAACAACAGAAACGUUCGGCGAACCAAACCAUUUUGAAACUGGAAGCACAGAUUGAAGAGUUGAAGAACAAGGUGUUAAGCGAUGACCCACAACACGCUGAUAGUUUGGUCAAGGAGUACAAACAGAAAAUUAUGACUCUGCAAGAGACUCUAACGGUGAAAGAAAAUGAACUUCAAACGGCACAAGCGAAGUACACGAGAAAUUUGGAGAAAGCGAGAGAAGUGGCACAACAACUGGAACCGAAAAGCAAUGGCGGAAUUGAUUCUUUGAAUAACACAAGACAUAUGAAGGAAAUGGAGGAGCGACUGAUGGCUGCUGCGUUUUAUAAAUUGGGAAUGACGUGUCACAGGGAGGCUAUUGAUGAGAGAUUAGCGGUUUUGAGUGCGGGGCAAGGACAGUCGUUUCUUGCAAGGCAAAGACAACCAACGCCCAGAAAACAAAUACAGAGAUUUAAGUCAAAAUGAUGGUUUUAACGCAAACUUACGUUGUACUAUUUAUCAUUCUGCUAUAUUUUAAUCAGUAUUUUAAUAUAUUGUUCGAGAGUAUUGAAA
Molecule: messenger RNA, 2149 nt
Organism: Tribolium madens (black flour beetle)
Lineage: Eukaryota; Metazoa; Arthropoda; Insecta; Coleoptera; Tenebrionidae
Gene: hook
Product: protein hook
Exons: 2
Coding region: 182-2062 (626 amino acids)
Biological process (GO): cytoplasmic microtubule organization; cytoskeleton-dependent intracellular transport
Cellular component (GO): centrosome; cytoplasm
Molecular function (GO): dynein light intermediate chain binding; microtubule binding
Source: RefSeq, a predicted model, not a curated record